Molecule: messenger RNA, 1195 nt
Organism: Notolabrus celidotus (New Zealand spotty)
Lineage: Eukaryota; Metazoa; Chordata; Actinopteri; Labriformes; Labridae
Product: calcitonin-1-like
Exons: 4
Coding region: 360-770 (136 amino acids)
Cellular component (GO): extracellular region
Molecular function (GO): calcitonin receptor binding; hormone activity
Source: RefSeq, a predicted model, not a curated record
GCAAAUGGUCCAAAUGACUGGUGGAUUUUGUGAAUGGAGCACUUAGUGACUGAGGAAUGACGUCAGCGCAAAAGCCAUGUCCCUCAUGAGUGAGCCAGGACCGAAAGGAGGCGUCUCAUUGGCCGGCCGUGGCAUCAGAGCGACGUGAUUGGUCGCCGGCGGAUAAUUAAACACCUACACAGUCAAUGCACAAAUCCAAGUGGUGGGAUAUAUAGGCUGGAGCGUUGGCGCUGCAUGCAACAGAAUCAAGAGUUGUCCUGCAAGUUGAGAGAAAGUCAACUUAUUGUAUUUUGCAAAGAGAUACAUAGAGAUUUAUAUUUAUUUAUUUUUUUGCUGGGUGAUUAUCACUGAAGGGGACCAUGGUUAUGUUGAAGAUCUCUGCUUUCCUCGUUGCCUACGCCCUGGUCAUUUGCCAGAUGUACUGCUCACAAGCUGCUCCUGCCAGACCGGGUUUAGAGUCCAUGUCAGACCGAGUCACGCUCACGGACUAUGAGGCGAGGAGGUUACUCAAUGCCAUCGUCAAGGAGUUUGUGCAGAUGACGGCGGAGGAGCUGGAGCAGCAGGCGACUGAAGGAAACAGCAUGGACAGGCCCCUAACCAAGCGCUGCUCCAACCUCAGCACCUGUGUGUUGGGCAAACUGUCUCAGGAGCUGCACAAGUUGCAGACAUUCCCCCGCACGAACGUGGGAGCAGGGACACCCGGCAAGAAGCGCAGUGCGCCUGAGAGCGACAGCUAUGCAAGCUACGGCGAGACGUUUGACAGCAUCUAACCCCCCUCCUCCUCCUCCUCAUCCUCCCUCUGCCCCUCUCUUACCUCCCCUAUGUACUCUUCCUCCUCCUCCUCCUCUUCCCUGUUUGUGCAUGUUGAUUUGAUCUGCCUGACUGACAUGAGAAGUUAACUGUAACUGCAACUGCAACCAACUUUUACGUUCUUGUCUCCUUCCCCCUCUUAUGUUUGGCAGAGAAUGAUUUGUUCCCGUCAUUUCAGACAAUCAGAGUUAGUUUUCAUAAAUGUGAUUGAGGAGCCGGUGCAGACAUCCAUCUCUGUGUACUGUCUGUGGAGUCAUUUGAUGGCAUUUUAAAACCCCGCUGAAGUUUAAGGGUUUAGAGAGAUCACUUAAUGGAAGUAUUAAUAAAUGAUCCACUAAUGCGACACCAUGUUUCUUGUUCAAUAAACGUAUUUUUCUACCAGGAA